Ceraceosorus guamensis is the source of this 8630-nucleotide messenger RNA. Its product is annotated as beach-domain-containing protein. Bases 103 to 8478 code for a protein of 2791 amino acids. NCBI's taxonomy places the organism in Eukaryota, Fungi, Basidiomycota, Exobasidiomycetes, Ceraceosorales, Ceraceosoraceae. The transcript has 5 exons. The record is from RefSeq and is a predicted model, not a curated record. Gene Ontology annotation, molecular function: metal ion binding; protein binding.
GCAUCUCGAAGGUCUUGUUCCUGUUGUGCCUUUUUGUGGUUGCAAGCACCCCCAAGCGCAUCGAAUGUCAGGUCUUGGGAGUCCGCCGUCACGAUCGCAAUCAUGAGUGGGCUCUCGAGCGACGUCAAGCUACCUGCAGGCGUCGACGACACUGGUAACGACGCCGAGGCGGAGGGCAAUACCUCUGCAUCUCAAAGCGGCCUUGUUCAUCCUGCUUCCCUCGAUGCACUUGCACCAUCAGGCUCAGGCUCGAAGAACGCACUGGGAGUCCUGAGCAGCUCGCCUCACAAUCUCUCGCCACGCACGGAGCGGCUGCAGUUGGCCAGCGAUUCCAUCAAAAGCAAAUCGUCGACUGAUCACCUCUCUCAGUCACCCUCCAGCACGUCCCCAGCGUACCUCUCACCAGGACCCCGAGUUCCGCGACUGGCACACUCCUCAUCCCUCGCUUCGAUCCGGACAGACAAUUCUGAGCCCUUGUACGCCGGCGUAGACAGGGUUGCUCGCAGACAGGUCUCGGGAGGGAGCGUGACCAGCUCAGGCGGCCCCACGGAGUCACCUCUGAUGCCACGGAGUAGAGAUUCUUCGGCAGUAUGGGAAGAGCAGAGGGACGAGAACUUGCGAGAGCUGGACGCAGUGCUUGCAUCUUUGCAGCAGUCUGACUCUUUGGAUCUGGAUUCCAAGCUGCAUUUGCUUUCCCAGCUUCAGAGACUCAUCCACGAGGGCACCGAGUUACCGUUGACACCAAGAGCAGCCAAAGGCGCUACCACCACCUCCGACGCCUUCAGAAAGUCUGGCGGCUAUCUCUGCCUCUUGGGACAGCUGACCGCGCUGGAGAGCACGCGAACAUCAUCCGAGCGCACUGCUGCUGCGCCCAGUGCUGAAGAUCAGCAUGGCGAAACAUCAGACCUGGCGCAGAGUAGAAGGGAGAGCACGCAAGACCAGAUGGCACUCCAGGAGCGCCUCCGGAUCGAGAUCUUUAAGCUCGUCCUCUCCCUCCUGGCUGCCAAUUUAUUGAGCUCCACUGCGAGUCUUGCUCACUUCGAAAAGGACGUUGGAUGGGACACGCUGCUAGCGAGCUUGCGGCUGUGCACCAUCGACGCAACGUCUCCCGCUGCGUUCUUUGGAGCCCUCUUGGGGCUGGCGGUUGGCGAUGUCGGAGGCUGGAUCGGAUGGCUCGAGAGGCUGUGCGCGGAAAGCAACGACUCGGCUCGCGUAUCCGCGUAUCUUGAAGGAUUGCCAAGGGGGGAUUCGGGAGCGGACGACAAGGAGCAAUACAUUCCCAAGCGCGUCUCGGAAAGCUGGCACUCGACUGCCGUUGAGAUCCCCAAGGCUAUAGGACUAGUCCUCACGCUACUGGACGAAGCCAAUGAGCGGCACCGCGACUCUACGCUGCGCUUUGCGAUCUGCGCCGUUGUUGAGCGCUUGUCAAUAAGUUCAAGGCGAAAUCAGGUUAUGCUAGCCCAAAGCGGGCUUACGAGCCAUUUGAUUCAAAGCCUUCUGAAGCGACUACCCGACGCUCGCAGGCAUGGUUCUGAUGCCUGCUUAGCACGUUCCAUGUCUCGCCUUCUUGGGCUUGGACUCGAGAGUGAUGCCGCUCGGGUCAUAUUCAAGCGCUUGCUGGAGCCUGAAGAGGAGCGAGCAUCGCACAACGAUUCCCUGAUGGAAUUGCUGGUCAGCGUCGCAGAAUCUUCGCGAGUGCCCAACAACAUCACCUUUGACUGCUCCAUCGCAGGCCACGCGUCUCUGGCCUUUUCUUCGCUUCGACGACCCUUUCCGCCUGGAUCAGCAUCCAGAGGCUUUUCGUUCUUCACCUCGAUCUACAUCGAGCGCAUAGAGCCAUCAGCUGAACUCGAGCUAUUUCAACUCUUUGAUGGGCCGAGGAAUUGCGUUGUGCGCCUGACAAUAGAGCCUGGUACUGGCCAAGUCCAUUACUGUACCGAGGCCGGGGAAUCCGCAUCGCGGACGCACUUUGUAGGCGGAGUCAUCCCUCAAGGACAAUGGACACAUGUCUGUCUUGUCCACGCCCGGCCGAAGGGGACCGCAAAGAGAUCUGUCGCUCAGCUUUCCAUCAAUGGCAUCCUGGUGGACGAGCAAAUGGUGCCAUGGCCAGCUUCUGCGACUGGCAAUGUUCGGGCGGUCAUAGGAACCGCACCACAGCGCAACGCGGGAUCGAGCAUGUCACCCGGACCCUCGCCGAUUUCUGGAGGCGGGUUCCGACGCAAGCAGACGAGUCGCCUGAUAUGGUCGCUUGGUGUGACGUACUUUAUGGAUGCUUUGGUGCCGCGGGAUCUGCCUUUGGUCCUCUCGGAGCUGUCAAGGACGUACUCUGGCAACCUGCAGGACUCGCUCGGCAAGUUUUUGACGUACCAGACAAGCACCCGGGUCAACCUUCGUCUGAAUGCAGUCUCCAAAUCCAUCGCUGGAGCUCACGGGAGCGGACCCGCAGCUUCGGUUGCGACCGAGCGCGACCUCUCGAAGCAUCCGCUGGUCACUGCGAUCGCUGGCAAUGCAAGAGACCUCUUCAGCGAGGAACGCUUCUACUUUAUUGUCUCUUCUGCCAACACGUGGGCACUCGCACGCCAGUCUACUGCUGGACUGGAUGCUGCCCAGCGUCCGGGGCCGGUCGUCGUCCUCAAUCAGGCCUUGCCUCUGACUCGCGAUGCCAUCGCCUCUUCUUAUGGCUAUGCGAAGCUCUACGGUCACCCGACUUUGUCCUGCCCUAUUCCUCUAGACGAGACUGUUUGGCAGCUCGGUGGGGUCUCGCUCUUGCUCGCGAUGGUCGAACGCGCAUCGAUGGCUGGCUCGCGAGAGCAACUCGAGGUCGCACUGCGGCUCUUUUUCGACUUGGUCGACAAUAGCUGGCGUCUGUCCGAAGACGCGGAGAAGAAGAAGGCGUACGAGGUGCUCAGCUUGCUGCUGCACGCAUACCGCAAGCAGAGCGGAUCGCUCUCCAUGUCCCUGUUGAGCAUCUUUGAGCGAGCCGUGGGUAUACACGAGGAUCGUGCAGAAGAUGCGGCCCUGUCAAACCCAUUCGUAUACCGCCUGUUCAUGCUGGACUUUGAGCUCUGGUCGGGAGACGACCAAGUUCAACAAGCGCAUCUCGCUCACUUUGCCGUCCUUUUGCGGACUUCGGCACAUCGACGGUUCAACAUUAAGCGCGUGGCCAAAAUGCAGAUUGUCCGCAAGCUUCUGUAUGCCCUUCGCGCCGAUCACAUAAGCGCAACCUCGCUUUCUGCUGCCAUGGAAGCCUUACGGGCGGCCCUACUCGCCAACUUUUCUGAUGCCUCGAUACGUGCUAUCACCACUUAUCUCGGCUCGCAGCUUUGCCGCGGGCUGGAGCGGACCAGCAAGCGGGGGUCUGCGCGGGGUCGAGCCCCCACCGUCGACUCCUUUCCACCGUCUGACAGCGCCACGUUUGGGUUCCUUGGCUGCCGUCGUACCACCCUUGACGACUCGAGUGCCACCCCUCUGAUGGUAUUUGAACUGCUUACAGAUGUGGUGCUGCAACGACCAAGCUUCCUGGCCAAGAUGGCCACCUCCGUCAGCAACAAAUGGCUCCUCCUCUUUUUCCACCCCAAGGCUGAGCGUCGAGCAGCGGUGCUUUCACUUUCUAUACUCGAAAAGCUUUUCGCGUCUCAACCGAGCUACAAGGAACGCUUCAACGCGACCGGAGGAAUCAAGACGAUGGAACGUCUGCUUCCGAGGUUUUGGGCCAGUCCCACUGUUCUGCCCACGUGCUUCGCUAUGCUCUUUGGGCGCACUGUCGACGCCGCAGGGGGUGAGGAGGCAGACUUUGUGGAAAGAUUCGGACCGCUCUUUUGUCCCAACAUCUGCUGUCCGCCAAUGCUGCGUGCCAUCGUGGCAGCUCUUCGCUUUGGUCUGCGUGAAGUUGCAAGCAAGUCCUCUGAUCAACGACGAAGCAAUCUACUGACGCGCAGCGGCACCAUGAGUCGACCUCGCCAAAGCGCAAACAACGCCAGUCUUUCGCCUGCGAUCGCCGCCGGUGGGGCAGGAGGAGGUGGGCACGCGCGCAAGCGAAGCACUUCGAUGAAUCUGGAUUCGCAAGGGCUUGCUGAAGCAUUUCGCAUUAGCAGCGAGCUUUCUCUGCUCGAGGGCGCCGUCGCCCUGCUCGAACGGCAUUGCCGCGCCUCGGCCGAGUUUCGCGAUCUCGUCUACUCGCCAAUCAUUCUGCGCUUGCUGGUAGACGUUAUCAGUCCUCACAUCGACAUUCGCACCCUGGAUGACUGGCGAACGCAGCAACGACUCGCAUUGGGGAACGCGCAGCGAUCAAGCAUUCACGAAGCUUCUCAACCGAGUGUCCUGGCGGAGGCUUUAUGCAAUCGCAUCUUGGCGACGCUCGUAGACUUGGCCCUCGACUCGAUGAUCCACAGCGGUACUGUGGCUAUUGUGGCCGCGCUGACUGCGGCUGCACCUCCCGCAGACCUGGUCGAAGCUUCUGCUCUUCGCGCUGCCAUCUACUACAAGCUCUGCGACAGCGUUGUUGCAACAAUCGCAGAAAGACCUUCGCUGAUCAGCAGCAGCAGGGCUUGCGUUGCAUUCGCGUCACUUGCCGAAGCCGCGUCCGAUGAGGCUUUGCAUGGCUCGACUGAUUUGGCACAAAAGUCGUUCGACCUCGUCACGACACUGCUCUCCAAGUCGCAUCUCAAAGUAAAUGAAAAUUUUGCUCGAGAUGCGACAUUCGCGCUCGCGUCGCAAUCCCUCGUCACUAGCUUGAACCGGAUCGUCCUCUAUCGUUUCGCUGCCGCACAGGACGACGAGUCUCGAGCUGCUCUUUUACGAAGAGUGUUGGAGCACCAGACGAGCGUGUUGCUCGAGAUCAAUACUGACGCUGCCUUUUUGCGCUGUCUGGUCAACCAAGCAUUCAAAUGCAUAAAGACAGAAAGCAAAGACACUCGCGCCGCAGGUGUGAGCCUUUUGAAACUCAUGGUGAUCUCGAGACCUGCGCUGAUUGAGCAGAUUAUCAGCGACGGCGUGUCCACAACGGACCUGCUGCAACAAGAGGACGGACCGGCAAUACUAUCUCGGCUCAAGGGAAUGGACAGCGAUCCUCCUCAAUGGCCAUUUCAAACGGAAUGGCUUGGCUUUCUCAAGUCUCUGGAGACGCUCAAAGCGGCAGCCCACUUGGAGCGCGUGGCUCACGUCAAGGAGCUACUGGAUCGCUCAGAUGCUCGCGACCAAUCUGUCGUGGCGACCGAGCGCCGCAUGAUUGCGUGGCAGGCCAAUCUGCGUCAAGAAGACAAUCUUAGGUACACGAAAUACCGACACGACGUGCGGGAGCUCUUUGUCUUUGCUCAAGCCGAGUGGAAGAAGUUGAUGGCCCAGCUACAGCGCGAAAGAGGCGUUCUCGGCAGCGACGCGGAUGGGAGCCGUUUGUGGUGUCUGGAUCCUACAGAAGGUCCUACUCGCGUCCGGUCCAAGCUUCAGGAGCUCCCGCCCGCUUUGGAGGAGGUAGUGGAUGUACCCUAUCUAAAGGAGCAGACAGCGGAGGAGGAAAUUGGCGAGAUCGAGCAACAACCAGCUUGGAGCAAUGGGGAAGUCGACGCUGGCGAUACGAGCCUUUGGAGUGACGAGCCAGUGUCGGAACAGAGACCGCCCCCGUCGAGCCAGGCUCGCGACUUGCAUGGAAAGACCGAUGCUGCGGGCGCAGAAAAGUUCGACGUUGGAGGCGAUGGCCAAGGUCUUGUCCGCGAAGAGAACGUUGCGGAACUUGGCGAUGGGGAAGAGAAGUUUCGCCGAGUACUGCGGUCCCUAGAGCGAGGAGACGUGAUCAUGGACGUUUUCAAUACAUCUAGAGUGGUUGGUAUAGAGUGUCGCGCAGCUCUGUUGAUAGUUGGCCGCACAGCCGUGUACAUCGUCGACGAUUACUGCCAAUUGGCAUCAGGAGAGCUUUGCGCUUCGUGGGAAGUGCCACCAGAACAACGCGACGCACUGGUUAUGGCGACUGUGGCUCAGUCGGACGCAGAUCACCCUUCGAAUCUCAUCGCACAGCUCGAUGGAGAAGCCCAAACUCGCAAAUGGUCCUGGGAUCAGCUCAGCGCAUGUCAUAGACGAGCCUUUCUUCACCGUCGGACGGCUGUAGAGCUCUUUUUCGCAGACGGACAAAGCUGCCUUUUGGUCCUGGACAAGACUGCGACGGUACAACGCCUGCUGAUCGAGCUGGCCAAGCGGAAUCGCGUCGCGGUUGCGGCCACAGAGCAUCUGCUCGACGGCAUACGCGAGGGUAGUGCGACAACACACCGAAGUGGUGGCAGCGGCGGUCUGUCAUCUCGCCUCGCCGGAGUCUUGGGGCGCGGCGCUCAGCCGGGGCUCCUCACUGCUGCUUGGAUGCGGCGCGAAGUCAGCAACUUUGAGUAUCUCAUGCAACUCAACACGCUGGCUGGCCGCACCUACACCGACCUCUCGGCGUACCCAGUCUUUCCGUGGAUUUUGGCAGACUAUUCGUCUAUGACCCUGAAUCUGGACGACCCGGCCUCCUUUCGACGACUUGAGCUUCCUAUGGGCGCUCAGACGCCAGCACGACGCCGACAGUAUGAUGAGCGCUACGCUCAGCUGCUGGAGCUGGGAGAGCCUCCACGUCACUACGGCACUCACUACUCGACUGCCGCUACCGUCUGUGGCUAUCUGAUUCGUGUGCGACCAUUUUCCACCUUGCUGAUUUCUCUGCAAGGCGGCAGCUUCGAUCUCGCCGACCGCACAUUCAGCAGCAUCAAGCGUGCUUGGGAUUCGGCUUCAGAGCUGACGAGCGGAGACGUGCGAGAGCUGGUCCCGGAGCUAUUCUUUUUUCCACAGUGUCUGCUGAACACCAAUCGAUUCGACUUUGGCUUGAAGCAAGACGGCGAGACGGUCGACGACGUCGAACUUCCGCCGUGGGCACGAGGAGACCCUCAGCUGUUUGUGCAGCUCCAUCGAGAAGCACUGGAGUCAGACUAUGUUUCGGCAAACAUACACCUGUGGAUCGACUUGAUCUUUGGGUGGCGUUCGAGAGGUGAAGCGGCGGUCGAGUCGACAAAUGUGUUUCAUCCUCUUAGCUAUGACGAUGGAGUAGAUCUGGAAGCGAUAGAGUCGCCACACGAACGACUUGCAGCUGCUCAAUCGAUCCACAACUUUGGACAGUCGAUGAGACAAUUGUUCCACAAUCCACAUCCACAGCGCUACGUGGCACCUUUGGGCAGAGGGCCACAAGGACAGCGAUUAGGGCUGGACGAAACGCCCUGGCUGUUCGUGCAGAGCAUUGUGCCAAUACGUUCCCUAAAGGGCAGCAUCCACUUUAUCUACGCUGAGCGCGUAGAGAGGGCGUAUGCAUCUCCUCGUGAUUAUCUCAUUCUGCCGAAAUUGGGCUUGAGCGUCAGUUCGGGACACUUGGACGGCAGCCUCCGCCUGUUCAGUUCAAACGAUCCAACGCGCUCUGAAGGCGUGACGGAGCAUAUGGUGCCAGGACGAAUCACGUGCUUCGCUCCAGCAGGCCCUGCCAACCUUUUGGCGGGCAGCAACGAUGGGCUGGUCACUAGCUGGAAGGUCGAUUCGAAGCGGCACGAGCUGAGCCACGUUGCGACGCUCAGAGCCCACACUGCUCCAGUGAUCACCAUCACGGCCUGCACCACCUACAGCAUCGCAGUGAGCGGCUCUGAAGACCUGACAGCGGUGGUUUGGGAUUUGAAUCGCGGCGACUACGUCAGAAGUCUUCGUGGACACGAACUACCCGUGCAUCUUACGGCCAUCGACGAGAAGAGUGGGCUCAUUGCGACGGCGGCUGGGACCGAAGUUCGUCUUUGGAACAUCAACGGCGAUCUGGUAUCGCGUGUUACCACCAACGCCAGCGUCUCUGACCCAGUUACAAGUCUGGCAUUCUUUGAGAGACAGUGUCACGAUCAAAAGCUAGCGUUGCUGCUGACUGGCCAUCGUGGCAAGGUGGUCUCCUGGGUGUGCAUUCCACGCGCCACAGACGGCUCAAUGUCUCGGCAAAUCAGGCCCGCAGUCAGCUCCAGCAAUCUCAGGAGCGCGAAGCCACUACUCUGGCGUAUGGAGGCGCAUCACGUCUUUGAACAUCGCGAUCGGAUCGGUCCUUUGACGAUGCCCUUGAUCACCGCCAUCAAGGUCGUCGAAAGUUUUGUAAAAGGUGGCAGUGGGCAGGCUUCGCAGCGUCGACAACAGAUCUUGAUGGGCGACGAGCACGGUCGCCUGUACAUUUGGGCGCUCCCAGGCGACGCGACGCCCAUACCAGACGGCUUCGCGACGCACUGCAUGUGGGAGGCGUGCUCCAAGAAAUUUGGCGUGUUGGAGGCCAAGCGAACCUGCUCAGCUUGUGGGGGGCUCUUUUGCUCCAAUUGCGCUACGCCGUAUCCGGCGUGGAACAAUGCACGAUUCUGCGAGAGCUGCAAAAUGCUCUUGAGCCUGCUGCCCGAUCCGCCCGCUCCCGUCAGUCCCCAAUCUGCGCGUACAAGACCUCUAGAGCGGUAGCAUCGCGCGCACAAGACCUCUAGAGCGGUAGCAUCGCGCGCACUGUAACGCUCGUGAAUGCGCAAAUAACAGCUAGAUCUUGCACAAGUCAGACUCGGCAUAUGUAAUACGUAGACGCAACAGUCGAUUUGUGCAAUUUAUCAAUGAAAUGC